CACAUUCUAGAGAGAGAAAACAUUAGGGUUUGCUAUUCACCGUCGUUCUGCGCCGCCGCUCGUUGCUUCCCGAUUUUCUCCGGCGACGCCUAUUCGAGGUCAGUUCCUCUGCUCUUCUCCUUCAUGUCUGUCGAAUCUUCCUUCCUCCGCACGUCUGAAGCCGAGCACGAGCUCGGGUUCGGCAGUCAUGGUUCCGUAGCCCAGAACGACCGAGCGGAGCAGCCGGGUUCCCCAUCUAUCGAGGAGAUCGCGGCUGUCGAGGCGCCCGGGGUUAGUGAACCCCGCCUCCAGAAACGCACCUUGCUUGUGGACUCGCUCAUCCGCGAGUGCCAGUGCGACUUGUCGAGCGACGAGUUUCUCAAGGCGGUGCGCUACGUCGGCCCCCUCGUCACUGUCCGUCGCCCUACCCCGGAGGAGUUAGUCUUCGAUGCUCCUCCAGGCUAUUUUUCCAUCCAUCUCAAGUCCCUUGAGAGCAGCUUCCGCUUCCCCCUCGAAUCUUUGGUCAUCGACUUUUUUAAGUACUUUGACUUCCUCCCGUGCCAAUUGGUGCCGAACUCGCACCGGUACCUGGCGGGGUUCAUGAUCCGCUAUCGGGAGAUGGGCGUGCGGGCCGACCUUGAGCGCCUACUGACCCUGUUCCGAGUGGCGAAGUCCUCCGGGUCGGAUGGGGGUUCUUUCGCCGCUCUCUGCCAGCGGCAAAAGAGACUUUUUAAGACCAAGAAGGAAUCCAACAAGACUUGGAAGUCCAAGUUUGUCUCCGUGGGGUCGGCCUCCCCCUUCCGAGACGCUCCCCUCAGCUCUUUUCGUAGGCGAUCCAAACCCUUUGCCUCUUCCAAGGCUGUUGCUGAUACAGACAAGUUGUGUUCGGGUGGCCCUUACGAGCCCGGGGUCUUAGUGAAUGAUGAAGCUCUCGCCAAGUUUGGGUUCGUCUUCCAUGAUGAGGACGAGCCCAAGCGCCGGGUCGUCCAGAGUCAGCUUGAGGAGGGACCCUCAUGUUUUCUUUGUUCAAUUCUUUGGCGGAUUUAUGCUCCGCUCGCAAUUUGUUCAAGAGAUUCGAACUUAUCUCUUACUUUUCUUGCAGGUGAAAUCAUGAUUUCCGCGGCCGACCAGAAGAAGAUGUUCAAGUCUAAGCUGCGCGCUGGGUCCAGCCAAGAUCGGCCCCCGCUUCCUACUCCCACACCGUCUGCCGAGCAUGCCCAGGCGAGCAAGAAGCGCAAGGAUGUGUGCUCUGCGAGGGAAGGGGCUUCGUUGAGCGGGACGAGGUCCCCACCUUCGCGCUCAGUGGAUUGCGGGAACCCGGCCUUUGUGAAGGUGGCGUUCCCCCUCAAGCCUUCGUUCUUGCACGGGGACUACGAGCCUCGCCGUUUCCUGCAGAGCUUCAUCCCUCCGCAGGACCGAAUGGAGAUUGGUUCGUCCGCCAUAGAGGACCUUGCCUCCACCCUCAUGCUCGAGGUUGGCUCGGUGGCCAUGUGCAUCCCGGAACUGGUGGAGCGCAUGGAGUGGUAUGUGGCGGAGAAGGCCAAGGGCGAAGAGGAGCUUCAGAGGCUGCAAGAGCACGUGGCUGGCCUCGAGAGGAAGCUCGAUGAUGCGGAGGAGCGGGCUCGGGCUGCGGAGCAGGCUCGCGUUGCCGCUGAGGAGAAGGCGCGCUGCCUCGAUGAGGAAGCCGAGCACGUGAUUGAGGCCUUUCAGACCUCCCCCGCGUUCGAGGAGGCGGCUCUCUCCCACAUGGACAAUCUCUUGAAGGUCUGGGCUCAAACCCCCGACGGCCAGCGUCUCCUUCUCAAAGAGGGACAAGCCAAUUACUCCAUGGUUUGCACCGGGCUCAAGAAGUCUUGCUAGAGCGGGUCAGAGAUGGGAAGGAACUCCCGAAGCCGUGCGAGAACCCUGAGGAGUUUGAUUCCUCCAUCUACUACUCCGAUGAUGAGGACGCUGCUGGAGGGGGUGAAGACACCGUCGGAAAUUGAGCAUGGUUGGGCCCAACGCUGAACUCCACCCUU
Messenger RNA from Cuscuta campestris, 1997 nucleotides. NCBI's taxonomy places the organism in Eukaryota, Viridiplantae, Streptophyta, Magnoliopsida, Solanales, Convolvulaceae. The record is from the annotation of a GenBank genome assembly.